GAAUGGAUCAAUGAUUUGGUGGAAAAGGCAAAGAAAUUGAAAGUAAACGCCGGACACAUACCGAACACCGAUUUGGGACCCGUUAUCUCUCCCGAAGCCAAACAACGGAUUCUGUCUCUCGUCGAAAGCGGUGUCAAAGAAGGCGCUAAACUAGUGCUCGACGGACGCGGCUGUAAAGUUGCCGGAUAUGAAUCGGGAAACUUUGUCGGACCAACUAUUCUGACUGAUGUCAAGCCGCACAUGAAGUGCUAUACGGAAGAAAUCUUUGGACCCGUUCUGGUGAUACUUACCGUCGAUACGUUAGACGAAGCCAUUGAACUCAUUAAUGCCAAUCCUUACGGUAACGGAACGGCAAUCUUCACGACCAAUGGCGCGAUUGCUCGCAAGUUUACACACGAGGCAGAUGUGGGUCAAGUCGGUAUCAAUGUUCCCAUCCCUGUGCCGCUCCCAAUGUUUUCAUUCACUGGCAGCCGGGGCUCAUUCCGAGGCGACUAUAAUUUCUAUGGAAAAGCGGGUAUUAACUUUUUUACACAACUGAAAACUGUCACUCAGUUGUGGUCACCCGAACACCACUCGUCCGGAGCGACAACUAAUUUCCCGGUUAUGAAGUAAUCACUUGUAUUGCGAGCUUUGGAUUCAAAUGGAGUUUACAAUUGAAAUCUCAAUAAUUAUA
Molecule: messenger RNA, 673 nt
Organism: Medioppia subpectinata
Lineage: Eukaryota; Metazoa; Arthropoda; Arachnida; Sarcoptiformes; Oppiidae
Source: the annotation of a GenBank genome assembly